Molecule: messenger RNA, 2449 nt
Organism: Gossypium arboreum
Lineage: Eukaryota; Viridiplantae; Streptophyta; Magnoliopsida; Malvales; Malvaceae
Product: wall-associated receptor kinase-like 14
Exons: 4
Coding region: 287-2389 (700 amino acids)
Biological process (GO): protein phosphorylation
Molecular function (GO): ATP binding; protein kinase activity
Source: RefSeq, a predicted model, not a curated record
UUAACGCAUGGAGUAGUUUGCUAACAUCUCUUUUUCUUCUUCAUUUCCUGUAAAAAAUCUCAUUACUUUCCCUCGAAAUUUUCCUUUUUUAUUUGAUUUUAAGUAAGAAAAAAUCAAAAAACCCAAAUUAAAGAACUUCAAAAAAAUGAAAAAGGGUUAAAGAUUCAAAGCAAUUCGUUUCUUUUUGAAGCUAAAAAAAAAAAUGUGUUAUUAAUUGCAUGGCGGCCAUUGAAGAAGUUUAAAGGUAGCUAAUGAUUGCUCUGUUUUGUUAUUUGAGGAUUCGAAGAUGAUAAGGAUAAAGCUAUGCUUCUCAAUAACCAUAACAGUUCUUUUCGUUUUCUCCCGAGUGAACUCAGUUAAGUCGGAGAACAACAACAUCAAGUGCAAUGGCUCCUACGUUAUAGGCAACACCCGGAGAUUCCUACCGUUUCCAUUCGGAUUCUCAUCGGGUUGCCCGAUUCGACUCAAUUGCAGCUCGACCGGGGUUAAGAUCGGAGACUUCCACGUUUUAAACGUUACUCCAACCAACAUCAUCGUCGACCUUCCCGCCAAAUGCAACCGGCGGCUGGAUUCAAUCGCCGUUCUUUUCGGCGAAAACUACAGCGUUUGGGCCGCUAAUAAUCUCCUCCUCGAAAACUGCUCCAAGGCCGUACCAACUCCUUGUGAUUUAAGUCCGACGUUUCUAGAACGUUCGUUUAAACUCAAGCCUUGCGUCGCUAAGAGCGACGAUAUAAGUUGUUUAAACGGCGGUUACGAUGGUGGGUUGAUGAAUUACAACGAAGUUAACAAUACCCAGUGCCGUUUCCUUCUUUCGUCGACUACAAUUUUAACCGAACCGGAAAGGGGUUCGGCAGUUUCAUUGGUCAUGGGCCGAAUUAACUUGAAGUGGUGGGUUAAAGGGGAGUGUAAUUGUGAUGAAAAUGCUAAUUGUACCAAAGUUAAAAAUGGGAACAGAACAGUGGGGUUUACGUGCCUUUGCCGUGAAGGGUUUGAAGGUGAUGGGUUCAAACAAGGCGGUGGCUGCCGGCGAGUUUCUAGCUGCAAUUUUUCGAAAUUCUUGUCUGGAAAAUGUGGUAGAGCGACAAGAGUCGGUGUUCUCAUUGGAGGACUCAUCGUCGGAUCUUUGCUAACGGGUGGUCUGGUUCUUUUAUGUUGCUAUGUUCGCCGGUGUUGUAAUUCCUCGAACAAACGAGCAAGGGCAAAGCGCCGUUUAUGUGAAGCCGCUGGCAGCUCGAGUGUUCCUUUCUACGCAUUUCGGGAGAUCGAAAGAGCUACUAAUGGUUUCUCUGAUAAAAAUAGGUUGGGUACUGGAGCUUAUGGUACAGUAUAUGCUGGGAAACUCCAUAAUGAUGAAUUGGUUGCUAUAAAAAGGUUUAGAUAUAGAGACCCUGAUAGUAUUGAUCAAGUGAUGAAUGAGAUUAAGCUCCUUUCCUCGGUUAGCCACCCGAACCAUGUUCGUCUUUUAGGUUGCUGUAUCGAGGAAGGUGAACCGAUCCUCGUUUAUGAAUUCAUGCCUAACGGAACUUUAUCCCAACAUCUACAACGAGAAAGGGGUGAAGCACUCCCAUGGAUGGCAAGGCUCACUAUCGCUGCCGAAACUGCCAAGGCUAUCGCAUAUCUUCACUCGGUGAAUCCGCCGAUUUUUCAUCGAGAUAUAAAGUCUAGCAAUAUACUCUUGGAUUACAACUAUCGAUCCAAGGUAGCCGAUUUUGGUCUUUCCCGGCUUGGGAUGACUGAAUCAUCCCAUAUCUCGACUGCACCUCAAGGAACACCAGGGUAUCUCGAUCCUCAAUACCAUCAAUACUUCCAUCUUUCCGAUAAAAGUGAUGUUUACAGUUUCGGGGUUGUUCUCGUUGAGAUAAUAACCGCAUUGAAAGUAGUCGACUUCUCCCGUCCUCACUCCGAAGUAAACUUGGCCGCGCUUGCUACCGAUCGGAUAGGAAAAGGCUGCGUGGAUGAAAUAAUCGAUCCAUACCUCGACCUAGACGGGGAUGCUUGGACAUUGUCAUCGAUUCACAAAGUGGCUGAACUUGCCUUUAGAUGCCUUGCUUUUCAUCCGGACAUGAGACCGACAAUGCUCGAAGUAGCAGAAGAGCUCGAACGUAUCCGACUCAGCGCUUGGGUUCCAUGUAUGUGCAUUGAAUCACCUUCAGCUUCCUCUUGUCCAACAUCUGACAAUGAAAGCGACACGUCAUUGAGUACCAAAACAGUGAUCGAGAAGGCACUGAUCAUCGGGAAUCGGAGGUUGAUUACGAAGCAGAAUUGUUUAACUUCAUUGAAUGAUGUUAAAACAAAUUCCCCUGUUUCAGUCCAAGAUGACUGGUUAAGUGAGCAAAGCUCACCUUCAACAAAUAGCUUGUUGGGUAAUAAUGCAUCUCAACGAGAAUGAUUUUUGAGACCUUUGUAAAAAAUCAAACAUUAAUGUUAUAAAAGUUAAAAGUUAUUUGAA